UAUCCCCGUCAAGCAACUCAAGCAUAGAUAUAAACUAUAUAAGCCUUACCGACUACCGACUUAUUACGCUGAGAUAUUUCCGCCGGAGCUGUAUCAUUGACCGCCGGAAGAGGUACACAGCAAAAAAUCAAACACAUAAACCAAUUGAUCAUUGUUGCUGCAUGAUGGAAAUGACAACUUCUCUUCGAUCUUCUAUCACCGUCUGUUCUGGACCUGUCAAGUCCGGUCGCCGUUUCACGACAGACGCGCCCGGGUUUGUUAGAUUCGGAUCCAAAGCUCUUGUACCUGCACCUUCAAUCAAGCUGUACCCAUCAAUUUCUCAGGUAAAGUUGGGCAACAGAAGAGUGGCAUUUGGGAGCACAAAAUGCAAUUCCAUUCGUGCAUCAUUGCCACUUUCAAACUCAGGGGGCUCAGCCAUGCCUAUUGCUCCACUUAAGUUGGAAUCUCCAAUUGGACAAUUUCUCACACAAAUUUUGGUAAGUCAUCCACAUCUUGUGUCGGCUGCAGUAGAUCAGCAACUUGAGCAGCUUCAGACUGACCGUGAUUUAGAGAAGCAGAAUGAUGAGCCACCUGCAUCUGGCACCGACAUAGUUCUGUACAGGAGAAUUGCUGAGGUCAAGGCCAAUGAAAGAAGAAAAGCCCUGGAAGAGAUUCUGUAUGCCUUGGUGGUGCAGAAAUUCAUGGAUGCCGAUGUACCUUUGGUUCCAGCCAUAACUUCUCAUUCGCAAGAUUCUUCUGGUAGUAUUGAUACCUUGCCAAGCAAAGAUGAGCAGCUUGCACGGCUUCAUUCACCUGAAGCUUAUGAGAUGAUCCAGAAUCACCUCUCUCUCAUUCUGGGAAAUAAAUCCGGUGCCAAUAGCUCGGUUCAAAUAAGCAAGUUAAGAGUUGGCCAAGUGUAUGCUGCAUCAGUUAUGUAUGGUUACUUCCUUAAGCGAGUUGACCAGAGAUUCCAGCUUGAAAAGAGCAUGAAAGCCCUUCCGCAGGGUUUAGAUAAAGAAGAUAGUGGCAUUCAGCAAGUUGGGGGUGAUAGCAGUGAUACGUCUUUGAGGUCUUCACCAUCCCAUCCUGAAGUGGUUUCAUGGCCUGAUGGUGGGAUCGGUUCCAGGGGUUUUGGCACCGAAUUGAAACCCUCGAGACUGAGAACCUACGUGAUGUCAUUUGAUGGGGAGACUCUUCAGAGAUAUGCAACCAUCAGAUCUAAAGAGGCCAUAAAUAUCAUCGAAAAACACACUGAAGCAUUGUUUGGUAGACCUGAGAUCACCAUCACACCCGAAGGUACCAUUGACUCUUCCAAAGAUGAACUCAUUAAAAUUAGCUUCAGCAGUCUCAGGAGGCUCGUUUUGGAGGCCGUAACCUUUGGGUCUUUCCUGUGGGACGUGGAGAGCUCUGUGGAUUCUAGGUACCAUUUUGUUGGUCAUUGAACAUGGUGGUGCUCCAUGAUGCAAUGGCCAUGCUUGAGGUUUAACUUAGUCAAAUUCUCUAAAAUACUAUGGACCACGGAUCGCAUGCCAAUCAAUUUGUACAUAGUGACCAUUUUCAGUAACGUCCUGGUUAUAACAGUAUUUGAUUUUUGGUAGCAGCUAGCAGUCUUCAGGAUAGACUAGCAAUUGUUUGAUAAUUUGAUCGUACGUGUGUAAAUGUGUGUUUUUGAUAACGCAAGAAGAAGGGAUGGAUACGUCGUAUUGAAUUAAGUGGUAGUUAAAAAUCUUAUGUA
This is a messenger RNA of Ipomoea triloba (trilobed morning glory), 1714 nucleotides long. RefSeq names its product UV-B-induced protein At3g17800, chloroplastic-like. The record is from RefSeq and is a predicted model, not a curated record. The transcript is spliced from 4 exons. Lineage: Eukaryota; Viridiplantae; Streptophyta; Magnoliopsida; Solanales; Convolvulaceae. Bases 162 to 1421 code for a protein of 419 amino acids.